Ostreobium quekettii is the source of this 915-nucleotide messenger RNA. The record is from the annotation of a GenBank genome assembly. NCBI's taxonomy places the organism in Eukaryota, Viridiplantae, Chlorophyta, Ulvophyceae, Bryopsidales, Ostreobiaceae.
AUGAAAGCCUCUUGGGGCGACGCGAUCGUGCUGAUCGCCCUGUGGGUGGCCACGGCAGGAUUCUGGCAAGUCACAGGCAACACAGUGCAUCAAGAGGUGCAACAUACGAGGCAACUCCAGCAAAAUGCCACUGCUUUCAUUUCGAAUGGUGUGGAUGCGGAGUGCGGACGCCACCCCUACAUGGUGUCUCUGAGGUCCACCAACAAUGUCCACAAGUGUGGCGGGGUCCUAGUGGGCCCAAAAUGGGUGCUUACGGCCGCUCAUUGCGUGGACCCAAAUGACCCCGGCUCUACAGGCACCACGCCUAUCAUCUUCAUCGGUGCCUGCAAUCUGGAUGAUUUGGUCAAUGAAAAUGGCGUGGUCGAGACCGUCCUCCCUAAGAAGGCCUUCAUACACGAGGAAUGGGACGGGAAGGUGGAGAAUGGAAACGACAUCGCACUUUUGAAGUUGCGGAAGCGAUCCCAGCACGCGCACGCUGGUCUGCCCAUGGACAAUCACGUAAUACGAGGGGCCUCCAGGCUCGUGACCCUCGGCUGGGGAUUGGGCAGCAGCCGAGCUAAAGUACUGCAGCAGGUGACCAUGGAGGCCAUCGAAAGUGGAGAGUGUGGGGCGCCGGAUGCGUGGGGCUCCGUUAUUACAGAAUCGAUGGUGUGCGGCCAAGGUGUCGAUGGCGGCAAUGUUUGCGAAGGCGACAGUGGAGGCCCCCUCAUUGAGGCCCACGCUCCCGAUGGCAACCUCUCUGCGGGCAACCCUUCUGUUGACAUAAUUGUAGGCCUCACGUCAUUCGGCGAGAGCAACUGCGAGGAUCCAAGACUGCCCAGCGUUUUCACGAGGAUUAGUAGCUUCCGUCCUUGGAUUGAGGCGCAAAUGGGGGUGAGCAUUGUUUCUGCGGCAAAUAAGGCUCUAAAACAUUGA